GAGACUAUCAAAUGUCUUGGUCUUCUAAAGAUGAUUUUUCAAAAUUUGGAUAUUUGUAAUAUAAGUACACAUGCAUCUAUAUUUAUGUUCGAUAAGGAAAGCACUAACUUAUUGAUCUAAGCAACAUGUUGUUGGUAGUAAUUCUAUGUGUUACAUUCCUACCUUUUGCUUUCGCAUCCAUUGAUACAACAUGUCUUCCGUCCGAAGAAGUGGAUGUACUGAGGGAGAUUGGAAGAAAGCUGGGUAAAGAUUGGGAUUUCGAACAAGAUCCAUGUGUCGAAUGGAGCGAUAGUAUUACCAAUACAACAUAUACGAACAAUGUCACUUGCAGCCCAGAGCCAAACAAUACCAUAUGCCAUGUUGUUAGCGUAAACCUUAAAGGACAAAGCUUAGCAGGCAUUCUCCCUCCUGAAUUCGCCAAUCUUCCUAACCUUCUGAAUCUAGACUUGGCUCGCAACUAUCUCAACGGUACCAUCCCUCCAGCAUGGGGUUCCAUGCCGCGAAUUUUAAACAUUACUCUGAUCGGGAACCGUUUAACUGGAUCAAUCCCAAAGGAGAUCGGGAACAUAAGCACAUUGACAACUUUCACUGUAGAGGACAACAUGAUGUCUGGAAUAAUACCCGAGGAGCUUGGGAAUCUUUCACGCAUUGACCGAUUGUUUCUGAACUCCAACUCUUUUACUGGGACGUUGCCUGCAUCGUUGGCAAAACUGACCACCCUCACCGAAUUUCGGAUUGGUGGUAACAAUUUCUCUGGCAAGAUCCCUGAUUACAUUGGGCAAUGGAGAGGUCUACGACACUUAAGGAUUCAGGCGAGUGGAUUGGAGGGACCGAUACCUUCUAGCAUUACUCUCUUGGAAAGCCUGACAGACUUGAGAAUUAGUGACUUGGGAGGACCAGACACCCUUUGUCCGCCUUUUAGUAACACAACAUUAUUCAAGAACUUGAUCUUACGGAAUUGCAAUCUAUAUGGCGAGUUACCGGAUUCUCUUGCUUCAAGCGAGUUGAAAGUCUUAGACUUUAGCUUUAACAAGCUUAAUGGUACCAUUCCUAAUGGGUUCAAUCUAAGGCAAGCCGAUUACAUCUAUCUUACUGGAAACUUGCUAUCUGGGAUUAUACCCAAUUGGAUGCUCGGUUUAGGAGAGUUUAUUGAUCUGUCAUACAACAAAUUCACAUUUGAAAACUCAAGUAACUUAAGGUGUCAGAUUCGGUCUACAAACUUGUUCGCUUCCUUUUCAACGGAUAACACUUCUAAUGUGGUCUCGUGCUUGGGGAACAACGUUUGUCAAUCAGCUUCAACCUCCUUGUAUAUUAACUGUGGUGGAAACGGAGUAUCGGUUCAAAACAAGGUAUAUGAAGGUGACUUGGACGCAGGCAGUCCUUCGCAUUUCUCUUCAACUGAUAAUCGAUGGGGAUUUAGCAAUACUGGUCACUUCUUGGAUGAUGAUAACCCUGACAGUUAUAUUUUGACAAAUAGUUCUAGCCUCCCGGUGAACACCUCUGAACUGUACAUGAAUGCACGAACCUCGGCCAUAUCUUUGACUUAUUAUGGUUUCUGCAUGCGCAAUGGAAGUUACAACGUCAGCCUUCACUUUGCCGAGAUUGUUUUUACUGAUGAUACAAAGUUUAGCAGCCUUGGGAGGCGUGUGUUUGAUAUCUACAUUCAGGAUACGCUGAUGGAGAAGGAUUUUGACAUCAGUGAUAGAGCGGGUGGGGUUGGGAAAGCGAUUGUGAGAACUUAUACCGUAAAUGUUACAAGUAGUUUGAAAAUCCGUCUAUAUUGGGCCGGAAAAGGAACAAUAAAUAUCCCAACCCGAGGAAAUUAUGGUCCACUUAUUUCAGCUAUUUCUGUGGAUCCAAAUUACGAGGUUCCACAAAGUGAAUCGCAGGAAAAUGGAAACGGUGUGUCCGGAGGAAUUGUGGCUGGGAUUGUGAUUGGAGCUUUUUGUGCCAUCAUCCUAAUUUUAGGACUUUUAUGGUGGCGGGGUUGUUUACGUUGCAGAGAUGAACUAGAUCUGCAUGGUGUAGACCUGAAUGGUCUAGAGCUUAACACUGGUUCCUUUACUUUGAAGCAAAUCAAAAUUGCAACAAACAAUUUUGAUGUUGCGAAUAAGAUUGGAGAAGGUGGUUUUGGCUCGGUUUACAAGGGAGUAUUACCAAAUGGCACGUUAAUAGCAGUGAAACAGCUUUCCUCCAAAUCAAAACAAGGAAAUAGAGAGUUCUUGAAUGAAUUAGGCGUGAUAUCCGCUGUGCAACACCCGAAUCUUGUGAAGCUGCAUGGAUGUUGUAUCGAAGGAAACCAGUUGUUGUUAGCGUAUGAAUACUUGGAAAAUAACAGUCUAGCCCGUGCUUUGUUUGGGCCUAAACAAUGGCAGUUGGAACUUAACUGGCCAGCAAGAUACAGGAUAUGCAUCCAAAUAGCAAAAGGUCUUGCUUUUCUCCAUGAAGAAUCAAGAUUAAAGAUUGUUCAUAGAGAUAUCAAAGCCACUAAUGUGCUCCUUGAUAGAGAUUUAAAUGCUAAAAUAUCUGAUUUCGGUUUGGCUAAGCUUGAUGAAGAGGACGCCACCCAUAUAAGCACCCGUGUUGCGGGAACUUAUGGAUAUAUGGCUCCCGAAUACGCCAUGCGUGGUUACCUGACAGACAAAGCAGAUGUCUAUAGCUAUGGAAUUGUCCUCUUAGAGAUUGUGAGCGGGGUGGCUAACAUUCCUAACAAGGCAAAGGAGAAUCAGUUUGUUCUUCAUGAUCAGGCCAUUGCUUUGAAAGCCGAGGGUAAAUUGAUGAAUCUUGUUGAUCCAAAGCUGGGUUCAGAAUAUGACACCACGGAGAUGAUGGUAGUUAUCGAAUUGGCUCUAAUGUGCACCGCAAUCUCUCCAACCGAUAGACCAACAAUGUCAUCAGUUGUUAGCAUGCUAGAAGGACGAAUAGUUCCUGAAGCGUUUAUUGCUGAACAAAGUGGCUCAAUGGCUAAAACGGAUCGUGACAAAAUGAUGAAGCUACUUGAUAUCGAGAAUGAGAAUCAACAGGAGGAAAUGCCAUUUGCGUACACUGAUUCUUCGGCAUCUGCUGUCAGUCUCUACCCAAUCACCGGUGUCACUGAGUAUUUACAGAAGAGAGAUGGCGACGCAAAGUAGUUAUCUUAGACCGAGUGAUAUACUCAUACUCGAAUAGUUGAAUACCUUGGUUUUACAUAUACUUAUUAUUGUUUGAUAUCCAAAUUUAUACAUUUAUAGAGUUGUAAUCUCUAUGAUACUAUUUAUUUCAGUUUUGAAUAUUUAUGUUGGAUGGUACAGAUGUGACAAUUUGAAUUUUAUGUUAUUAUCAUUAAUUAAUAUAUAGUUUUAUAUGAAAUUUAAA
Helianthus annuus (common sunflower) is the source of this 3354-nucleotide messenger RNA. RefSeq names its product probable leucine-rich repeat receptor-like serine/threonine-protein kinase At3g14840. The transcript is spliced from 23 exons. The record is from RefSeq and is a predicted model, not a curated record. Bases 126 to 3131 code for a protein of 1001 amino acids. Lineage: Eukaryota; Viridiplantae; Streptophyta; Magnoliopsida; Asterales; Asteraceae. Gene Ontology annotation, molecular function: protein kinase activity; ATP binding; protein binding. Gene Ontology annotation, biological process: protein phosphorylation.